UCUGUGUCUCGGUCUGGCACGGCUCCUACUGUCUACUCGGAGGCUAUGCAUAGGGUCAUCAUUGUUCUACGCUGCGCCUGCUCGAAACGAUCGUUUAAUCAUUUGAAGGAUCCUUGGUACUUCAGGGAAGUCGAGCUUCUACGACCUGGAACACAGCUUCCGGCUCCUCAGACUAGUCAACGUGAUCUCUUGAUCCUACACGAAGCAUUCAUUCCUCGGUUUACCGCAUACUUUGAGGUCGGCAUUCUAAUCUGA
This is a messenger RNA of Stereum hirsutum FP-91666 SS1, 255 nucleotides long. RefSeq lists its product as uncharacterized. The annotation marks the transcript as partial. The record is from RefSeq and is a predicted model, not a curated record. The transcript has a single exon. Lineage: Eukaryota; Fungi; Basidiomycota; Agaricomycetes; Russulales; Stereaceae.